Diprion similis is the source of this 1567-nucleotide messenger RNA. RefSeq names its product lysosomal aspartic protease-like. The record is from RefSeq and is a predicted model, not a curated record. NCBI's taxonomy places the organism in Eukaryota, Metazoa, Arthropoda, Insecta, Hymenoptera, Diprionidae. Gene Ontology annotation, molecular function: aspartic-type endopeptidase activity. Gene Ontology annotation, biological process: cell death; proteolysis. Gene Ontology annotation, cellular component: lysosome. The coding region runs from base 166 to 1317 and encodes 383 amino acids. The transcript has 8 exons.
CUUCCAAUAUUAUUUGUCAUCGUUUUGACGCCGACGUCUGCCGUUCGUCCAACAUUGACGCAGGUAUUAAACCGAGGUUUUGUCUCUCGCGUAGGCGAAUUGAUCCGCUGUUCAACAAGUCAGCGGUGAACUCGAAUCAACGUUUUCAACAUCAACGGCGCCGAUAUGUGGCGAAUUAUUUUAUGGAUUGCUGCGGCAUUUGCCCUUGUCAGCGGGGAUCUAGUCAGGGUUCCUUUAUACAAAGCAGAAAGUGCUAGAAGGAAGCUUCAAUCUGUUGGUACUGAAGUGCAGCAAAUCCGUUUACGGUACGGCGGUCCAACUCCUGAACCUUUGUCAAAUUACUUGGACGCGCAAUAUUACGGCUAUAUAACGAUUGGCAACCCACCCCAACAGUUUAGUGUCGUAUUUGACACUGGCUCAUCCAACCUCUGGGUGCCCUCCAAAAAAUGCCACUACACAAACAUAGCUUGCUUGCUUCACAACAAGUACGAUAGCAAGAAAUCAAGUACCUACCAGGCAAAUGGUACCAAGUUUGAAAUUCGCUAUGGAUCAGGGAGUCUCUCCGGAUUUUUAUCCACUGAUGUUGUAUCCUUCGGAAAUGUCAACGUUCAGAAGCAAACGUUUGCCGAAGCCAUGAGUGAGCCUGGGCUCGCAUUUGUGGCGGCCAAAUUUGACGGAAUUUUAGGAAUGGCAUAUCCAAGAAUUUCAGUCGACGGAGUGACGCCUGUUUUCAACAACAUGCUGAAUCAGGGUCUCAUUUCUCAGCCGGUUUUCAGCUUCUAUUUGAACAGGGAUCCUUCACAGAAGCUUGGUGGCGAACUGAUUCUCGGCGGUUCUGAUCCCGAACAUUAUACUGGUGAUUUCACGUACGUUCCAGUCGACCGUAAAGCCUACUGGCAAUUCAAAAUGGACAAAGUCAAAGUAGGAGACAAAGUAUUCUGCGAAAACGGGUGUGAGGCGAUCGCGGAUACGGGAACUUCCUUGAUCGCUGGACCUGUUCAAGAGGUUGAAGCUAUAAACAAGGCUAUUGGAGCAACUCCACUCGUAGCUGGGGAAGCUAUGGUCGAUUGUAAGCUGAUAUCGAGUCUCCCAACAAUUGGUUUUGUCCUGGGACAAAAAACUUUCACCCUGAAGGGUGAAGACUACAUUCUGAAGGUGAGUCAAUUCGGUAAAACUAUUUGCCUUAGCGGAUUUAUGGGUAUUGAUAUUCCACCGCCUAACGGGCCGCUAUGGAUAUUGGGAGACGUUUUCAUCGGACGUUAUUACACAGAGUUCGAUAUGGGAAAUAACCGCGUUGGUUUCGCUAUCACCAAAUAAACAAGCAAACUAUCAAAUAAAUGAAAAAAAUAAGAUUAAACAUAAUAUCCUACACUGACAGUAAUAUCGUGACUGCAGUGAUACGCCCCACGCGUUUAUUUUAUACAUAAUGAACUUGUUGUAUACGAGUAGUGAACUUUGAUAUUAUCUGAAUAUGCAGAGGAGCUGUGGCAACAGCUGCCGACGCCGUAAAUAUGAUCAAUGCAUCGUAAUACCUGUGUAUUAAUAAUUAAAUGAUAUCAAUAUUAAA